GCUGAAGGUAAGUUAUUGACCAAAAAGCAAAAGGAAGAAAAGAAGUUGCAAGAACGUCGUCGUCAACAAUUAUUACAAGCCGGUAACAUUACUAUUGCUGGUUUAGAAAAGUCCGACGAAGCUCCAAAGCCAAAGAAGGUUGUCUACACUAAGAAGAAGUCUACUAAGCCAAAGACUUUUAUUCAAAAACCACAAGCUUCUAAGGUUGAAGAAAAGAAGGAAGAUGAAGAUGAUGAAGCUUUGAUUGAUGAUUGGGAAAAGAUGGCUUUGGACGAUGACGAACCACUUGCUGAUGAUUGGGAGGCUGCUUUAGACGAUGAAGCUGAAGCCCAAGAGGAAGAACCAGAAGCAGAAGAAGAAGAAGAACAAGAAGACGACGAUGAAGCUGAAAUCAAGGCUAAAGAAGAAGAAGAAGCUGCCGCUAAGGCCGAAGCUGAACGCCAAGCCAAGAUUGAAGCUGAACGUAAGGCCAAGGAAGAAGCUGAACGUAAAGCCAAGGAAGCUGCUAGCAAGGCUACCGUCAAGGCUGCCACUCCAUCCGACAAGGACUUGCGUUCUCCUAUUUGUUGUAUCUUGGGUCAUGUCGAUACCGGUAAGACCAAGUUAUUAGAUAAGAUUCGUCAAACCAAUGUUCAAGGUGGUGAAGCUGGUGGUAUUACCCAACAAAUUGGUGCCACUUAUUUCCCAGUCGAAGCCAUUAAACAAAAGACUGCCGUUAUGGCUCAAUACGAAAAGCAAACAUUUGAUGUUCCAGGUUUGUUAAUCAUCGAUACUCCAGGGCACGAGUCCUUCACCAACUUAAGAUCUCGUGGUUCUUCCUUAUGUAAUAUUGCCAUUUUGGUUAUUGAUAUCAUGCAUGGUUUGGAACAACAAACUCUUGAAUCUAUUAGAUUAUUAAGAGACAGAAAAGCCCCAUUUAUUGUCGCUUUGAACAAGAUUGAUAGAUUAUAUGAUUGGAAGGAAAUUCCAAACAACUCCUUCAGAGACUCUUUUGCCAAGCAAGCCAAGUCUGUUCAAGCUGAAUUCCACAAUAGAUAUGAACAAAUUAAGUUGGCUCUUGCUGAACAAGGUUUGAACUCUGAAUUAUAUUUCCAAAACAAGAACAUGGCCAAAUACGUUUCUAUUGUCCCAACUUCUGCCGUCACCGGUGAAGGUGUUCCAGAUUUAUUAUGGUUGUUGCUUGAAUUGACCCAAAAGAGAAUGUCUAAGCAAUUAAUGUACUUGUCCAAGGUUGAAGCUACUAUUUUGGAAGUUAAGGUUGUUGAAGGUUUUGGUUACACCAUUGAUGUUGUGUUAUCCAACGGUAUUUUGAGAGAAGGUGACCGUGUUGUAUUAUGUGGUUUGAACGGUCCUAUUGCUACAAAUAUCAGAGCGUUGUUGACUCCACCACCAUCGCGUGAAUUGCGUAUUAAGUCUGAAUAUAUCCACCAUAAAGAAGUCAAGGCAGCCUUGGGUGUCAAGAUUGCUGCCAAUGAUUUGGAAAAGGCCGUUGCUGGUUCUAGAUUAAUUGUUGUUGGUGAAGAUGACGACGAAGAAGAAAUUAUGGAUGAAGUUAUGGAUGAUUUAACCGGGUUAUUAGAUUCUGUUGAUACUUCUGGUAAGGGUGUGGUUGUUCAAGCAUCUACUUUAGGUUCUUUGGAAGCCUUGUUAGAUUUCUUGAAGGAUAUGAAGAUUCCAGUUAUGUCUAUUGGUUUAGGGCCAGUAUACAAGAGAGAUGUGAUGAAGGCUACUACCAUGUUGGAAAAAGCCCCAGAAUUAGCCGUCAUGUUGUGUUUUGAUGUCAAGAUUGACAAGGAAGCCGAACAAUACGCUGAUGAACAAAACAUCAAGAUCUUCAAUGCUGAUAUUAUCUAUCACUUGUUUGAUGCCUUCACUGCUUACCAACAAAAAUUAUUGGAAGCUCGUCGUAAAGAGUUUAUGGAAUAUGCGGUGUUACCAUGUGUAUUGAAGACCAUUCAAAUUAUCAACAAGAGAAACCCAAUGAUUAUUGGUGUUGAUGUUGUUGAAGGUGCUGUACGUAUUGGUACUCCAAUUUGUGCUGUUCGUACCGACCCAGUCACCAAACAACCAAAUGUUAUGGUGUUGGGUAAGGUCACCUCUUUGGAAGUUAACCACAAGUCAGUUGAUUCUGUCAAGAAGGGUCAAACUGCUGCUGGUGUGGCUAUGAGAUUGGAAAACCCAUCGUCUGCUCAACCAACCUGGGGUCGUCAUGUUGAUGAAACUGAUAACUUAUACUCAUUAAUUUCCCGUAGAUCUAUUGAUACCUUGAAGGAUCCUGCAUUCAGAGAUACAGUUUCAAGAGAUGACUGGUUGUUGAUUAAGAAGUUGAAGCCUAUUUUCGAUAUUAAGUAAUGAUGACGUUUGCAUUGUUUAUAACUUUUUCUAUAUACAUAUUACUGUUACUCUAAGUGUACAAUAGCUAUGUAGGUAUGGACAUGGUAUGGUU
This is a messenger RNA of Spathaspora passalidarum NRRL Y-27907, 2446 nucleotides long. RefSeq lists its product as uncharacterized. The transcript has a single exon. The record is from RefSeq and is a predicted model, not a curated record. Gene Ontology annotation, molecular function: GTPase activity; translation initiation factor activity; GTP binding. The annotation marks the transcript as partial. NCBI's taxonomy places the organism in Eukaryota, Fungi, Ascomycota, Pichiomycetes, Serinales, Debaryomycetaceae.